Messenger RNA from Closterium sp. Naga37s-1, 2718 nucleotides. The record is from the annotation of a GenBank genome assembly. Lineage: Eukaryota; Viridiplantae; Streptophyta; Zygnematophyceae; Desmidiales; Closteriaceae.
AUGAGGAUAGUGAUAGAGGUGGAUGUGAGUGCGGAGGAGAUUACUCUCGCGACGCAUCUAUUCAGCGCCCUCAGGGCAAUUGCGGACGAUGUGCGCGCGCGCAAUUUGCGCCCCGUGUUCGAGGCGCUGAUUGCGCGCCUGCGCGACCCCGCGGAACUUGAUUCGGUUGCGCGGGACGUGCGCACGCUGCUGGGGGAAGGCGCAGGAGUGGGGGAAUCGGGGGAGAAAGGGGGCGCGCGGGGAAGUGGGGGCGGGAGCAAGAGCGGAAGCGGAAACGGGGAAGAGAAAGAAGGGGCCGCGGAUGGGGCGAAGGCCAAUGAGGACCCCCUGGAUGCGUUCGUGGCAGCGUUCCUGCACGUGGUGUUUGAAACAGACCUGCUGGCUCAGAAGAUCAGCGUUGUGCCCUUCAUGCGUCUAGUGCCCAGGUUACCCGACACGGCAAAGGUCAAGAUGAGAGACACGCUUAUCCCCAAGAUCCUCAAGUUCCUGACGAUAAAGCGGCCGCCCGACGCCAGCCGGGCGGAGUUCUUUGUCCAUGCUGAGGCGUUUGCCGCCCUCGUGCACCUCGAGUUUGUCUCCAUUCAGGGUGCCGUCACCACCAUCCUCACAUUGCUGCGCAAGCCAGACAACCGCUGCACUGCAAUCAGGCCUCAACUUCCCGUCCCUGUCACCUCACUUCCUCUUCCUUCCCACCAUCCCACCACAUAUGCAACCCCUCCAGGCGCCGUCACCACCAUCCUCACAUUGCUGCGCAAGCCAGACAACCGCUGUGCUGCAGUGACCAUGCUGGGGAAGACUGUCGAGCUCUGCGCUCCCCAGCUAGUGGCUCAGGGUGACCCGGGAAAAAUGGAGGAGUUGAGGAAAGCAGUCCUGGGACUCAAGGAAGAGGCUUUCCGCUACGAUGUCAAUUACGUGAGGGACAGCCUCGGUUGGACAGACAACCCAAUCGCCACCUCUCCUGCUCCUGCCGCUACAGCCGCUCCUCCCGCCAUUCCCCCUGCUACAGCCGCACUUUCUGCCGGUGCUGCCGCUACAGCCGCUCUGGCAGCAGCAGGAUCCUCCCCUGCUCCCCUUUCCGCCCCCCUUCCCCCAUCUCACGCCCCCCUUCCUCCCUCUCAGCCCCCGCUCCCCCCGCCUCAGCCUCCCCUGCCCCUAGCCCAGCCUUCCAGACAGUCCCCUAUGGCUGUUACCGCCCCUGCUCCCCUCAACCCUCCUGUGUCAACAACCCAUCAGAUGCAAACGCAGGGGCUGGGGCAGGGGCAGGGGCAGGCAGCAGCAGCAGCAGCACCACCACCACCAGCAGCAGCAGUGGCGCCACAACCACCACCCGCACUAGCAGCAGGAGCAGGAGGAGCAGGAGGAGCAGGAGGAGGAGGUGGUGAGGUGAAGGGCAGCGGGGCAACAGAUCCCAUGCAAUCCUCUCCAUCGCAGUCCACCGUUCCGUCUAACAACCCAACCAUGCUGGUCCCACUCGACUCGUUCCACGGGCAUCAGCACACCAUCCUGGCAGUGGGGGUGGACGGCAACAGCGGGGCCACGUGGAGUGCAGCCAUGGACGGGAGUCUCAUCAUGUGGGGGGGUGAUGGCAAGCCCCGCCAAUCUCUCCUGCUCGGGUCACACUACGUGUGUGGCAUGGACCUACUAUACUCGCCCUCCUCCCUGCUGCUCGCUGCAGCUCCUAGAGACGAUAUGAGCGAGGGUCAAGCAGCCUCCAACCCCGUUGCCCCUUGCAUCCUGCAACUCACAGGGGACGAGGGGGCAGGGGCAGAGGAAGAGGGGACAGAAAGGUGGCAAGUGUUGGCCGUAGGACAAACAUCUCAUUCCCUUUCCUCUGUUUACCCACUUCCCUGCUGCCCCCAGGACGACAUGAGCGAGGGUCAAGCAGCCGCCAACCCCGUUGCCCCUUGCAUCCUGCAACUCACAGGGGACGAGGGGGCAGGGGGAGUGACAGGAGGAGCGGGCGGAGGGGGAGGGGGAGGGUGGCAAGUGACGGGGCGGCUGGAUCGCAAUCAGACAAGUGUGAUAUCGUACCUGGCGUUCAUCACAGCCGAGAGCAUGGCUCCAUCCGACGGCUCUGCUGCCUCGCCGCGCGACCGCAUCUGCUGCUACGACCUGGCAGGGGCGCCCUUUUCCAGCCUGCACCCUGUCAGGCAAUACACGGAGCAUGAGGACCUGAUCACGUGUCUCACAGUCUUCCCCCCCAACCCCAACCUCUUCCUCUCUGCCUCUCGGGACGCCACCAUUCGCCUCUGGGACCGCCGCGCCUCCAACGCUGUUGCUCUGCUUGGCUCCCCCUCCCCCUCGGGUCGACCCCAGGCACAUGCGGGCAUGGUAACCGCAUUGGACGCAUGCCCUGCAUCUGUUACUAUCGCAUCUGGCGGCAUGGACGGUUACCUGAAGCUCUGGGACCUGCGCUCCCUGCACUCCCUCGGGAACUCCCCGCCGCUUGGUUCGCUGAACCUGGACGAAUCCCCGAUUCUGAAGCUGGCCAGUAGCAUGCUGCCAGGUGUCGUCGCUGUGAGCACUGUGCGGGGGCUUUACUUGGCUGAUUUGAGCGGCAGUGUGGGGCCGAGUGGAGGGGGCGGUGCCAGGCUGGCAGGGGGGUUCCAGGAUGGGCGGCAGCCCGGGCGGUAUCAUGAUAUCAAGUGGGCACAUGGACGGCGGCUGCUGUUUGCUGGUGGGGAUGCAAUGCGGGUGGAUGUGUAUGGGUUGCAAUGA